Messenger RNA from Lachancea dasiensis, 885 nucleotides. The record is from the annotation of a GenBank genome assembly. Lineage: Eukaryota; Fungi; Ascomycota; Saccharomycetes; Saccharomycetales; Saccharomycetaceae.
AUGAAAGGAACCACCCCCGAGCGAGUACACACAUCCAGAAGCGCAUUUUUCACAGUGCCAAACGACAUCGAAACCUUCAUUCCCGUUAUACAAGGCAAGUUGAAGCGUCGACUAGGGUAUAUUAGGAGCAAUUUCAUUCCCGAGCUCUUCGCUGACAAGGCCUAUAUUUACCCGGUAAUGGGUUUUUUCAAGUUUUUAGUGACACCUUCAUUUUGGUUGUACAGUUUUGUUCUGGGAUUCUGCUUUGCGUGCAUCUUUGUGACAGUGGCUACUCUGUACUACCUUUUUGUGCUGCCAGUAGUUUUGAUCUGGGCAGUUACUACUUUGGGACCUAUUGGGUUUGUUAUUGUUCACAUUCAGUGGCUCCUUCAAUCCAAUGCAGUGGCUAUCACACUGACGAAUAUCUUGAUAACUCCAGUAUUUUCGAAUAGCAUUUUUGAUGCAGUGUUGGAAAGACUGGGGCAUUCAGACUUUUUGGACAACGCUAAGAGAUUACCAGUGGCACCGUUGCGGAAGAUGAGCUGGAAAUCUCCGCAAUAUUGGCUGGUUUUUCUUCCGGGACAGAUAAUCUCGUUCAAGCUCAAAAUUGCUACAACUAUUCUUUUAAGCGCUGUUUCUCUCAUUCCUAUCAUUGGACCAACUUUGGUGAAUCAGAUUCUAAGCCCGAAGCGAGGAUUUUCAUAUAGCCGGCGACUUUACGUUUUGAAGAAUUUGAACCCAACACAGCUCAAAGACAAAUUCUACGAGCACCUUGGCCAGUUCACUGGAUUUGGGAUAACGGCCGGUCUUCUAGAGUUGAUACCGAUUAUGUCAAUCAUCACAAUACCUAGUAACCUUAUCGGAGGUGCACUAUGGGCAUCAAAUGAACUGAAAAAGGACGUAUAA